Carassius auratus (goldfish) is the source of this 5039-nucleotide messenger RNA. RefSeq names its product general transcription factor 3C polypeptide 2-like. Gene Ontology annotation, cellular component: transcription factor TFIIIC complex. Gene Ontology annotation, biological process: transcription by RNA polymerase III. Bases 223 to 2748 code for a protein of 841 amino acids. Lineage: Eukaryota; Metazoa; Chordata; Actinopteri; Cypriniformes; Cyprinidae. The transcript has 19 exons. Gene Ontology annotation, molecular function: protein binding. The record is from RefSeq and is a predicted model, not a curated record.
GUGCUGGACAGGGGGCGCUAGUGAGCAAGCGAGCGUUACAACAUGGCGGCGACGGCAAGCUGAUGUCAAAAAUGCUUUAGCCAAAGGUGCCGUGGAAAUCAGCACAUUUCCGUACAGCACGAAAGAAUAUAAGCGUUUUGAUUGAAAUUAGGAACGAACACAUUGCGCGUGGCUGGCAUCUGACUGCGUGCUGGCAGCAGUUCUGGGAAAGAACAAGUAUUAAUGGCAGCUGCUGCCCUGAAGUUGGGCAAGCAGAAAGGCGAAGAAAUGGGUUUGCCAUGUGAAAAAGACACUGAUGACCGAUCGGCACAGAUUAACCAUGAGAGCAAAGGAGCGACUCAGGAUUCAGGUGAAGUUCUUGACUCUUCAGAGCCGCAGAAUAUGAUGCAGUUAGAGAUGCAAAUGCCUAGACACACACCUAGCUCUGAGGGUCCCCCAGGCGUGGACCAGGAAGACCCAGUUAAUACAGAGGGAAACCAAAAGAAGCAAGGACCAAAGGCUAAGACUCCCGGCAGAAGGAAAAGAAAGGAGAUCGUUCCACAGACUCCACCACAACAUGACAAUUCAGCAGUCUCUGAUACUUCUGAACUCACUUCUAGUGGUCGGCCCAAGAGGAGAGCUGCGAAAGUUGCUUUAGAUUAUCUCUACAAUCUUGCCAAGGAUCUUGAUCCUCCAUCAGAAUCCUCCUUGAAAGAUACGGCCAAAUCUGAUGAAGUAGAUGGCACUGACAAGAAAACGCCAAGGAAAAGGGGGGUGAAAAGAAAAAUUCCAGAUCAUGAAAGCGACUCAGAUGACGAUGAGGACUUUUCCCCAGGAGAGAAUGAAGAGGCAGAGAGUGAAGAUGAAGAAGAUGAUUCAGACCCAGACGUCAGCUUGAACGUGGAGUGCAGAGGAUCCAAACCAUCCAGCGGACGACCCAGAGGAAACUAUCAGGGUCCGCAUCCAAGUGGAUUGGCUAAAAAUGUCAUGGAGACCAUUUGGAACUGUUUUAGUAGGACCAAAAAAUUCCGGGAUGAAAACUUUUCCCCCUGGGUAUUUCCAGAGUGGAUUCCUUCUGCCAAAGACUGGCACUUCCUGUCUAGCAGUGAGGCUGAAAAAUAUUUGCCCCAAGAGAAGGAAUCUGCUUCCUUUACCUUUACACGGGAAAGUAUCAAGGGACAGAUCAAACUGCAAACGGUGAAGAGGUUUGAAUCAUUGCCACAUCAUUCUGAGCGCUGGGAUGCUCUUUUCUUUGUGGGGGGUCCUGUGCGGUCUUUGGAAUGGUGCCCAUGUCCUGACGGGGCGGCCACAAGACAGUAUGCCGCCAUCUACUGCCACAAAGGCAUGGAUGAUGAACACAAAAUCAACAAACUGCACACAGGCCCUGUCUUACUACAGCUGUGGGAAAUUGGAGACCUUGAGUGUAAAAGCAGGCCCUCGACUGCUCCUCGUCUAGCAUAUGCUUUGGCGAUAGAUGACGGAUGCAUCUGGAAUAUAAGGUGGUGUCCUGCGGGAGUGUGGGAGCUGCCCUCUACCAGCAGAAAGGCUCCACAGAUGGCUAGAUUAGGUGUUUUAGCAGCAGCUUUCUCUAAUGGGAGCAUUGGUGUAUACAGUCUUCCACACCCAGAAGCCCUUGCAGCACACCACCAGAGUAAAGGUGAAACCAGCCAAGCACCGCUGAUAUGCCGGGUGAAGAAGGUUCUGACUUUGAAGAUGGGCUCUAGCCAGGCAGAUCAUAAAGGUCAAAGUGGUCUGUGCUUUGCUAUGGACUGGGUCCACGUCAAGCCACAUAACCUCUUGGCUGCUGGCUUUUAUGAUGGUCUGGUUGGUUUGUGGGAUCUUGUUAGUAAAUCUAUGCUACUGAAAGUCAGGUCUCCAGAUGGUGGUGUGUCUCUCUACCCUUACCACUGUUUCCAUGCUCAUGAUGAGAACAUCAGGACCCUGUGCUGGUGCAGAGCCUCAAGUAAUUUGUUGGUGACAGUGGGAGAUGACCGCAUGGCUAAAAUGUGGGAUGUGAGAAAAACCUAUGCGCCUCUUCUGGCAGUAAAGCGCUGCUUGUCCCCUGAAGUGAACUGGCCCCUCUUUUGGAGCGGCAUCCUGAUGGCUCCAGAGUGUUGCUUUGCUACGUUUGGACAACAUGGAGUUCACUAUUUUGAUUCAGGUUACAUUGGAAUCAAGCCUUACUUUGUGGUUUCUAGAAAACCCACUAUUUGGAGCCUUUCAAUGUCUGACUGGAUAAAUACUUUUGCCAUUGCCGACAAUGGAGGAGAUUGUUUAUUUAGUUUGCUUCCUGAAAUGGACACUGAUCCCAGCUGUAUUAGACGACGGAGAUAUUCCGUGUACAGGACUGACAUGAUCCAGUUUGAACCCGGUCAGAGGCCUGGAGAUGAGAAACAGGAAGAGGAGGAAGUGGAAAAUGCUGCAAGUAAUCCUAGGAAGGAGCCAUUGAGCUACAAAGGAGCAAUCAGAAAGUACUAUCUCCACUUUCAUGACUUGGACCUGGGGACCUUUGCUAAGAGUGAAACUCGGCCCAUGAUGAAGCACCUGCACCAUCAUGAGGUCAAAGGUGUUGCUAAAGUGGACCAGAUGCCACUGAGCGCGCUCUACAAGGUCCGUUUUAACCCAAACAUGGAUGCAUACAACUGGAUCCUGUCAGGCGGGCAGUCGGGUUUGGUGCGUGUGAACUGUGCACGUGGACUGAGCAGCUCCUUGAUGCUCAAGCAGUUGCGUCAAGCUCAAGCCCAGUUUAGCGCCAUGUUCCAGUCUUAGGAGCCCGCUGACUCUGCAACAGCUGUCCGUCACAGCACAAGUGCACUAGUCUCCACCCUCUCAGCUUUAUCCUGAAAUGGACUGUGCUAUCUUCAUAGGCUGAGAGACUUUUAUUUUUAGAAGACUGAUUAAACACUUUUUAUCCUUAACUUAUAUCGAAAGAAGGAAAGGUAUUUUGAUAAGCCUCUGAAUAUUCCUGUUUUUAUAAUUUUGUGCAUUUUGGUUUUUAGUACUGUACAAAGAGGAAAACCAUUUGAACUUCUUUGCACCAUUUUGAAGCUAAGAAAGAAGGUCUGUUUGUGUUGUGUUAAGUUCAGUAUCUCAACACGUUGUUCUUUCCAAAGUAUGUUUGGAGAAUGAAAUCCUCCGCACUUAUAUACCCGUGCAAAUUACAGGGAGCAUUAUUCUCCGUUUCCUCCUGUUCCAGUUCCGUGCUAUAUAAUGAUCAAACACAUUCAUCUUGACAUUUAGUGAGAAAACACUGGAUUGAAACUUUGAUAUUUGCUAGCCUGUUCUCUUAGCUAUCAUAUCAAGAUGUUUUUUCCCCCUUUUAGCUUAAGCUUUCUUACCCUGAAUCUUAAUUUUAAAGGAAUAGUAACACAAAAAUUAAACAUCGUCAUCAUCAUAUCGUUCCAAACCUGACUUUAUAUCUUUUGUGGUACACGAAAACAAAUGUUUUUUCAUUCUAUAAAAAUGCUCAUCUACAUAAAUUCAACUAUCGGGCCUUUAGAUACAGUAUGUUAAUUCUGAUGUCAGUGCAAUUUGACCAAUCAUUGAUGAUUACAUGUCCAAACACAGUGCAGCCUUGCCAAUAAGGUGAGAAGAUUAUAAUGAACCUAAAUUUGGCUAAAGUACUGUAGUAAAUUAAUUAAGAUCUUGUUAUUUAAUGAAUGUUUGGUAGUUUUAAUGCUUUGGAGCCCAGAUCCCUAUUCACUUUCUUUAUAUGGAAAAGAGUGGCCUUUACAUGUGUGAAAAUGCCACCUUUUGUGCUCCACAGAAGGACUAAAGUCAAACAGGUAUGGAAAGACAUGAGGGUAAGUAGUCAAAAAGUUUAAAUGUUGAUGGCAGAACCAUUCCAGAGCUUUCUUGUCCAUUAUUGUUAUUCCUAUCCUACUAUUUCAAGUCUUUGCCUGUUUUCUGGCUUAUACAUUCUUCUUACUCAGGUCUAGCCAGAGUUGUAAUGGCAUUAUGUACUCUGCUGAUAAUUUCCUGCAUAUGUGUUAAUGUUGUCCCUGAACCAAUAGCACUCUGAAGUUAAGAUCAGGAGCACUUUGAUACCCGCCUCAUAAUUCAUCACCUCAAUGCUGUCUGAGUGAAUGUAAUUAACUCCAGUGAUGAAAAUCUGGAGAGGUGCCAGUCAGUUUAAUGCUGCUUUGGUCUGUCAGAUUAGAUUACAUAAGGUUAAUAAGAUUAUUAUAAUGGAUUUCUAUUUAGUGUGUUAUUUAAAUAUCUCAGUCUCAUUGUGAGACUCGGGAUAUGGUUAGUAGUUUUGGCCUGUUUUAUCAGCAAAUAUUCAUACUUUGUAAAUAGUUUUUCUUUUGUACAGUUUACUGAAUUCUUUACAGCUACAGAAAACUGUAAUUCUAUUGUUUCAUCAUCAUUUGAGAUAAAAUUGCUUUGCAUAUUCAACACUAAUUAAUUGAACAUGGUGUAAUUAUUCUUGUGAAAGACACUGCAAGAGUUUGAUUUGCAUGAUUUUAUUACAGAUUACAAAGAGCAUACAUAUUAUGUGACAGAUAGAAAAUUAAUAGCAUGUAAAAAUUAAAUAUCUAUCAUUAGUUUCUGGUUAUAUAGUGGCUUUUUGUGGUCACAUAAAGGAUCAAACAUUUACACACAGGACUUUUAUAGACACACGUUUAUACAAGAAGCAAAUGUAUAUUCUGUACAAAUACACAAAUCUGAGGCACGACAAAAAUAAUCAUGUAAAUUAUUUCCAGUUUCCACAGAACAACAUUAAUGUAUUUCAGUUAAUGACACAAAAAGCAGAAUGUGUCAAAAAUAUGACCAAUGAUGUACAAUCUCACACUCUGCUAUGGGUUUUGAAGCUUUCAUUAGGUUGAGUGCACCUGCAUCUAAAAAUGAUUUUUGAUAUGUCAUAGUCAUUUUACCUUGAGUUGUGAUGCUGUGUGUGCAAUUUCAAAGCAAGUCUCCGACUUGUUCUAGCAAAUAAUACUAGGAGGGUUUUCUUGUUGUGUAUGUAUUUUACUUGAAUUUAAGAAAAUCUGAUUAUUGAUUGUUCCCCAGAGAUGUAAGGUUAGAUGAGCUAUACAACCUUAGAUGUUUAAAAAUGC